Molecule: messenger RNA, 2662 nt
Organism: Pungitius pungitius (ninespine stickleback)
Lineage: Eukaryota; Metazoa; Chordata; Actinopteri; Perciformes; Gasterosteidae
Gene: chadlb
Product: chondroadherin-like b
Exons: 11
Coding region: 100-2406 (768 amino acids)
Cellular component (GO): extracellular matrix
Molecular function (GO): protein binding
Source: RefSeq, a predicted model, not a curated record
CUGGGGGGGCUGGGGGGGGCUGCAGAGGGAGCGGAGACCGUGAGAGAGUCAGCGGCCAGUAGUCGACCAACAGCCGGACGGAACCAGGACCGGCGCACGAUGUUCUCCCCGCUCUGUCCCGACACCCUCUGGGUCCUGCUGCUCCUCUUCAUCCCUGCGGCGCUCGCGUCAAAAUGUCCACAGCAGUGCGUCUGUGACCAGAUCCAGCUCACCGUGACCUGCGUCAACAGGAACCUGACCCACGUUCCCCCUGCGGUUGACGAGAUCACGGUGAAGUUAGAUCUCCGAGGCAACGACAUCCCGGAGCUUCCCACCGGGGCCUUCAAACACACUCCGUAUCUGACUCACCUGUCGCUGCAGCGCUGCAACAUCCGCAGGGUGAAGGAGGGCGCCUUCCGAGGCCUCGGCCGCCUGGUCUUCCUCAACCUGGCCGACAACAACGUCGACAUCCUCUACCAGGAGUCGUUCGACGGCCUGUCCUCGCUGAAGCAGCUCAUGAUCGACCGGAACCGCGUGGAGGAGAUCCAGCCCGGGGCGUUCUCUCAGCUCGGCUUCCUCAACCUCCUCUCCCUCACGCACAACCAGCUCGUCUACAUCCCCAACAUGGCCUUCCAGGGUUUGCAGAACAUCAAAUGGCUUCGUCUCAGCCACAACUCUCUGAACUACUUGGACACGGAGGCCUUCGCCGGCCUGCUGACGCUCACGCGUCUCAGCCUGGACCACAACGGGCUGCAGUUCUUUCCCACGGAGACCAUGACCAGACUGCCAGAGUUGACUCGCCUGGAGAUGAGCUACAACCCGAUGGCCUACCUCGGAGAGGAGGUGGUGUCCAUGGCCAAACUGACCCACCUCUUCCUGGACCACAUGUCCCUGCAGGACAUGUCCAGCACAGCUGUGAAAAAAGCCCCCAGCCUGGUCCACCUGGACAUCGGCCACAACCAGCUGCGCGUCAUCCAGCCCUUCUCGGAAAGUUCCCCCAAGCUGGCGCGCCUCAACCUGGCCGGGAACCCCAUCUACUGCAACUGCUACCUGCGUCCACUCAGGGAGUGGUCGAUUCGGAGCAAGAUCAAGCUCCUGGGGACGUGCGCAGGACCGGCCCACCUGUCAGGAGAAAACCUGGAGGCCGUGUACCCCGCGGAGCUGCGUUGCCAGAGCCAGGAGGCCAUGUUGAAGGCCGAGCUGGAGGAGUCGGCCAGGAUGACGCCGCCGCCCACCCAAAAGCCGGAGAGCAAGGUCAAGUGUCCUGCAAACUGCGUGUGCGAGGCAGAUACACACCACUCCUCGUGCGAGAACCGCGCUCACACCAAGGUUCCUCGGGGCUUCUCUCCCGACACGCGGCUCCUGGACCUGCGCGGCAACAACUUCCACUACAUCCCGAGCAACAGCUUCCCCGGCGCCGCCCACGUCGUUUCCCUGCACCUGCAGCGCUGCAAGAUCACGGAGGUGGAGGGCGGGGCCUUCAGCGGAAUGAAGGGGCUCAUCUACCUGUACCUGUCGGAGAACGACCUCACUUCCCUCAGUCCCGAUGUUUUCAAAGGCCUCCCUCAGCUGACUUACCUCCACCUGGAGAAGAACCGCUUCAAAGGUUUCCCCAAAGGAGCAUUCGGACUGGUUCCCGGCCUGCUGGCGCUCCACCUGGAGAACAACUCCAUCGCCGAGCUGGAGCCGGACAUCUUGACUGGGGCCGAGGGCCUCCGAGCCCUGUACCUCACCGGGAACGCCGUCGAUCGCGUGUCACCGCGAGCCCUGGACCGGGCCGGCGACCUCGACACGCUCCACCUGGGGGCGAACCGGCUGAGCGAGGUGCCCACCCAAGCGCUGAGCAAGGCGGGGAACCUCAGAGACCUGAGGCUGUCGGGGAACCCAAUUCGCUGGGUGGGGCCCAACGCUUUUCGACCCCUGGAGAGGUCGCUGAAGGAGCUGUACCUGGAUAACAUGGGGCUGGAGAAGAUGUCACAGACCUCCCUGGCAGGUGUGGGUCCGGUGUUGCGGAGUCUCUUCCUGGAGGGCAACCAGCUGGAGGAGUUGCCUAACCUUCACCCUCUCACUUCUCUGGAGGUCAUCAACCUGGCCGAUAACCCCCUGAUGUGUGACUGCCCUCUGCUGCCACUGCGCAUGUGGAUUGAAAAUGUCAACCUGAAGGUACGAGCCACUUGCGCCAAUCCCCCUGAGCUGCGUGGACGCAAGGUGAAGGACGUGCACGUCUUCAGGGCCUGUCCCGGGGGCGAGGGCCUCCCGGCACCCCCGACCGUCACCCCGAAGCCCGCCAAGGCCCCCAAGGCCACCAAACCCAAACCAAUGCACCUCAAGAGCGUUCAGCAGCUCAAAGCGCUCAAAGCCAAAUCCAAACUUCGCAAAGGGCUGAACACGAAGGCGCCGGCGGACAAGAGACGCGGCGCCGCCUGAACCGCUUCUCUUGGAUCCACGUUACCUGUAGAGCCAGCUGUCCCUUAGCUUAAGUUGCUCCAAGAAGAUGCAGCCUCUGGCUUCGUGUUGCUUAUAGUAAACCACUACAACACAAGUGCAGGAUGCACCGAUUUAGAUUCCUUGAGACAACAUUCAAAACAGCAAGUUGAAGAAAGUGUUUUUUUUUAAUCAAUGAUUUAAUAUUGGCAAACAUCUGGAUACAUUACAUGAAAAAAAUAAAACAUUCCAACAAACA